CUGAUUAACAAGCCUGUUGUCAAGCCGAAGUGACGCGAUCACCUUGGUUUCGACUAACUGCGCGUGCGCAUCAGAGAUUUCCCAUCAUGGCGGCGUCGCUACAAAAAUAUGAGCUAAACAUCGGUGAUUGAAAAACUCCAUAAACAAAAAAAACACAAAUGAGACCAUGCAUAGUGACAAGAAAAUAACCAAGGAAGACACAUGGAGACCAGCUGACCUGAGAAGACAUAUCAGGGAGGAAGGACAUGGUGAUGUCUAUGUCAGGAGGCGAGAUGACAAUGAGAGAAAGCACCGUGGUGGGGAAUCCAUAGAGAGAGGCCGCAGAGACCCAGAGAAGGACUCCAGACGAGAGCAAGACAAGCGCAGGGAAAGGGAGAGGUCAAGAGAGAGGAGAGAUGAAGACGGAAUAGACAGAUAUGCCGAUCAAAUUAAAGAGGGCUCGCGGGACAGGAGAGGUGAUAAGGAAAGAGACAGAAGAGAUGAGAGGCACAAAUACAAGGAGAAGAGGAAGGAGAGGGACAGACAGGUAGAUGGAAAUAAGUGCAGUGAUGAUUACAGAGAGAAUAGGGACAGGAGGAGGGAUAGAGAGGAAAAGCAGAAUAGGGAGAGAGACAUGGAAAGACACAGAGAUAAAGAGAAAGACAGGGUAAAGGAUAGAGACAGACACAACGAGGAGGACAGGGACAAAAGAAGGGAAGAGAGAGACAAAGAAAGAAGGAGAGAAGAACGGGACAGAGAGCACAGGACUGAAAGAGAGAGAAGGAGACACGAGGAAAGUGUAGAGGGAGGAAGAGAUCGGAUAGUAAAGUAUGAUAGAGAACAGAGGGACCGGUAUCGGGUGCGAGAGCGGCACAGAGAUGAUUAUGAAGAAAAGAGGAAUGACAAAGAAAGACGAGAAAGACAUGGAGACAGGAAGCCUUCAGAAUGGAAGGAGGAAAGAGAGUACAGAGAAGAACAUAGAAGACAUCAAGAGGAGAGAGAAAGGAGAUACAAAGAGAGACGAUAUCAUGAUGAAAAACAGAAGCAUGACAGUGAAUCAAGGGAGCAUCGGUACUCGAAGGGGCCAGUUGAAGAGGAAAGGCAUAGUCGUGUCGACAGAGAGCGAGCAGAAUGGGACAAAUACAAAGAGAGAAGGCACAGAGAGAAAGAAGAUCCAGAAAAAAAACACGGAGACAGAAGGCACAGAGUAGAAGAGGACCUAGAAGGAAAUCUCAGAGACAGAACCAGCUCCAAGAAAUCAGCCUCUGACAAAAGUCAUAGGCAUGAGACUCAUACAACAGAAAAAGAGGAAGUUGAGAUCGUGUCUGAGGACCGGACAACUAGUGUGAAAGAUGUAGGAGACACAGAAGAGCCUGUUGUCAAUGAUGAAGAUUUGGCUGACCAGGAAUAUGAAGAUGAUUUUGAGGAUUAUGAGGAAGAUUUUGAGGAGAUCGAUCAGAGUGAAAAUGAAGGUGAGGAUGAGAAGGAGCCAGAUUUUCCACAAGUGGGAGAAGAAAGAGAAGAACUUAUGGCACAAAAGAGAAAGGAGAUAGAAGCUAUUCAGAAAGCAAUGAAUGAAGAGAAUGAGAGAGUUGGAACAGCUCAGUUCAGACAAAGUACAAGCAGAGGGGAGGAUGACGAGCCUAAAUGGUCGAGAGGAUUUGAAAAGAACCAGAGUCGAGCUUCUCAUCGUGGGAAGUUUAUUGACUUUGUGGCAGCAAAACAACGUGAAGUCAGCAAGAAAGUUGCCACAAAACAGAAGAAACGCAGCACAGAGCUGCUUCGUUUAAUUGAUCUGGAUUUCUCAAUGACAUUCUCCCUUUUGGAUCUGCCACCUGUCAAUGAGUAUGAUAUGUAUAUAAGAACCUUUGGAACUGCAAAUACCAAACAGGCUUAUGUUCAGUGUAAUGAUGAUAAUGCAGAUCGAGACAUUCAAACAGAGGAGAUAGAGGUGUGUGAGAAGUGGACACAGCAACCUCCAGAGCACAAUGGAGCCUGUGGGGAUCCAAACCUCUCUCGGGAAGCACGAGAAAAAAACAUAUAUGAAAUGAACUUUGAUUCCCAGCGUCUGACAGCAUUUCUGUGCUCAGCCUCACAGGUCAUGGUUGUCCUGUUGGAAGAGGAUCAAGCCGAGAGAAAAUCCCUGAGGAAGUUGAGGACUCAAACAGACACACUUUCUUUCAGCGAUGGAAGUUUACAGCUCAACACUAAGUUGCCUUUUCUUUAUGGUCGCCACAUCAGCCUGGUGCACUUCUCUCAGGUCCAAAGGCACACCAUGAUGUCAGUCCACAUGCCUACAAGUAAGCCCAGUGCUGUGCGUCUUGACAGCUGCACCAUCAUCUGCAUCUGGAACAUCUGGGAGCCAUCCAGACCUCAGAAGAUCCUUAUCUACGAAUCGGAGGUGCAGUGUUGCUGUUUCAGCCCUGGAAAGGCCAUAUUAGUGUUUGCAGGCACGUCAGUUGGCUCUGUGGUGCUGUGGGACCUGAGGGAGCAUGCUGGUAACCACUACCGCCUGAAGAUAGGGGAGGAUGAGCUGACCUUCAGACAGCCUACCUUCUCCACUGAUGCAGUGAUGGCUGGCUCAGGCCAUUUCUCAUCUGUGACCUCUGUAGAAGUUGUUCCCUCCACUGUAGCAGGAGGGGUUAGGCCAGAGGUCCCUCUGUUGGCAUCUGAGGAAGAGUCAUCAGGAUUGUCAUUCCAGCUGGCUUCUUUGGAUGAAAGCGGGGUUUUAAAUUUCUGGGUGGUAGUGGAACUCCCAAAAGCCAACCAGGCAGGCUCUGCAACAGAUCUAGGGCUCAGGCCUGGGGGGAAAGUUAAGUUGCUUCACAGCUCCUCCCUCCUCACUGCUGAGAGGGUAUCACCACGAAAUGCACCUAAAACAGGGCCAUUACAGACUCUUCAUUUAAAGUUCCUUCCAACUGACUCCAAUCAUUUCUUUAUUGGCACCAAUAUGGGUUUAGUCAUUCAUGGAGCGAGUCACGGUUUGAAAGCCCCUCCAAAGUUUUACAGGUUUCAGGAGGCUGGAGUCCGACCUGUCGAUGUCAGCUCAAUCCACUUUUCUCCCUUCAGACAAAACUUGUUCUUGGUGGGUUGUGGGGAUGGUAGCAUCAGGUUACAUGCAGUCAGCCACGAGCAGCCUGUGGCAGAGUGGAAGAACGGUACAGCAGGUGAACCGGUGGUCUCACUUCAGUGGGCCCAAACCAGGCCGACAGUCUUCUGUGUGCUUGAUGCAGCCUCUAAUCUCCACAUAUGGGACCUGCUGAAAAGUGACACAGCGCCUGUGGUCACUGAGAGGAUGUCUGCGGAUAGGGUGAAAGCCAUGGCCUUGUUUGGAGACUCAGGACAACAAAACACAUAUUCAGGAAUAGCCCUGGUGCAUGAGUCAGGAAAAAUAGAAAUCCAGUAUUUCAAAAGAGAUUUUACUGUACUCAUUCCUGCAGAAGAGGAGAAGUUGGAGAGUAUAAUGACUGAAGCCUUCUGAAACACUUCAUCUGAAAUGGCUGUAUUUAGUCUGAUGUGCUUGGGUUAAUUCAAAUGAUUUACUACACACUGCUGAAGAGCAGAAAGAGAUCAAUUUAUGAAUCUGUUUUUGUCACUGUCACAUUGUACAGUAUAUGUCAUAAUUAAAUAUGACGUUUGUUAGGUUUUUCAUCUGGCUAGAAACUUUUACAUCAACAUAGCGAGGACGGGAACGUGGCUCAAUACCAAAGAUCCUUUACAGGGGCUACAAUUCAUUUACCCUACAUAAACACUUUAUUAGAAACAUCUAAUGUAAAUGUUUGUUGUUGUAAAUAAUUAUACGUUUUGACUAAUAUGAAAUAUUUGUAUAGUGGUACCAAGUUUAAUUUUUAUACAAUAAACUAAGUAUAUCUGUAGUUGUGUUAUUUAAUG
Molecule: messenger RNA, 3870 nt
Organism: Xiphias gladius (swordfish)
Lineage: Eukaryota; Metazoa; Chordata; Actinopteri; Istiophoriformes; Xiphiidae
Gene: dync2i1
Product: dynein 2 intermediate chain 1
Exons: 23
Coding region: 167-3460 (1097 amino acids)
Biological process (GO): intraciliary transport
Cellular component (GO): cytoplasmic dynein complex
Molecular function (GO): dynein heavy chain binding; dynein light chain binding
Source: RefSeq, a predicted model, not a curated record